AUGAGUGCAAUUGGUUAUAAGCGGCCUUCAUCUUCCGCUACAAAAGACCAAAAACCAAAGGUUUUUGUGCGAGCUGCACGCGGCAAGGUUCAAAAAAUUGUUCGUGAACGAUAUCUACGUGAUGAUAUUCCCUGCCAAAGUAAAAGCUGCCCAUUAUGUAUUUCCAAGCUUCCAACGGAUUCGAACGGAAAUGAAUUGGAGCCGAUAUUGUCCGAAGAACCCUUCUUUUUGGAGAAGUUUAGUCGUCACUAUUUGAUUCCUGAUACCAACGUUUUUUAUCAUUGUAUGGAUGCUUUGGAACAUCCUUCCAAUUUUUUCGAUGUGAUUGUCUUACAAACUGUUCUUUCUGAAAUAGCCUCCAAGUCGAUUCCUCUUUACAACCGUAUUAAGCGUCUGUGUCAAGAAAAGACCAAACGCUUUACUCCUUUUAGUAAUGAAUUCUUUUCUGAUACGUAUAUUGAUAAAAUUGAGGGAGAGUCGCCCAACGACCGAAACGACAGAGCCAUUCGUACUGCUGCUUCUUGGUAUACUGGUCACUUGGCCGGAUUAGGGAUCAAAGUCGUGCUAAUUACAAACGACCGCCGCAAUGCAGAGAUCGCGGCUGAACAGGGUAUACAGACUUCUACUUUGAAGGACUACGUUCAGUUCUUACCAGACUCAGAGGUCUUGCUGGACAUGAUAUCUGCAGUUGCCGAUGCCGCCGCUGCUAAUGAGAAAGCAUCUUCCGAAACAAAGGCCAUCUACGAACACCACUGGUCUACUUCUCGUAUGCUUACCUGUAUAAAAAAUGGAGAAGUCCAUAAAGGUGUGCUAAACGUAAGCACCUAUAACUUUCUCGAAGGCUCUAUUAAUACACCGGGAUACAAUAAACCUAUUUUAAUCUCUGGAAGAGAAUACCUAAACCGUGCAGUCCAAGGUGAUGUUGUAUGUGUCCAAAUUUUACCUCAAAGUCAAUGGAAGACAGAAGCGGGAGAAAUUGCCAGCGAUGAUGAAGAUGUAUUAGUGAACGCUUCCGCUGAGCCCGAUGCUUCUCGUAGUAUUGAUUUAGAAACUCCUACCAGUAAGAAAGCACACCCUACUGGAAAGAUUGUUGGUAUUUUGAAACGGAACUGGAGACCCUAUGUUGGACAUGUUGAUAAUACCACUGUAGCCCAGUCCAAGGGUGGUUCUCAACAAACGGUACUCCUUACUCCCAUGGAUCGUCGUAUUCCUAAGAUCCGUUUUCGCACUCGACAAGCCCCUCGACUACUUGGUCAGCGGAUUGUAGCCGCUAUCGAUACUUGGGAGGCUACUAGUCGUUAUCCCGAAGGUCAUUUUGUCCGUGCUCUUGGUGAAAUGGAAACCAAGGAGGCCGAAACAGAAGCUCUGUUACUUGAAUAUGAUGUACAACACCGACCAUUCCCUAAGGCCGUAUUGGAUUGUCUCCCUCAAGAAGGCCACAACUACAAGGUACCAGCUGACAAAUCUGAUCCUCUUUGGAAAAACAGAAAAGACUUUCGAGAUCUUUUAAUUUGUAGUAUUGAUCCCCCUGGAUGUCAAGAUAUUGAUGAUGCUCUCCAUGCACGUGUCUUACCGAAUGGAAACUUUGAAGUGGGCGUGCACAUUGCUGAUGUAACCCAUUUUGUGAAACCGAAAACGGCGAUGGACAGUGAAGCCGCUUCCCGUGGUACUACUGUUUAUUUAGUUGACAAGCGUAUUGAUAUGCUUCCUAUGUUGUUGGGUACAGAGCUUUGUUCUUUGCGUCCUUACGUAGAAAGAUUUGCAUUCUCUUGUCUUUGGGAAAUGGAUGAAGAUGCUAACAUUGUUAAUACUUCAUUUACGAAAUCCGUGAUUGCUUCGAAAGAGGCAUUUAGUUAUGCAGAUGCCCAAGCCCGAAUUGAUGAUAAGAAUAUGCAAGAUCCAUUAACAAAUGGCAUGCGAAUUCUGUUAAAACUAUCUAAAAAGUUAAAACAGAAAAGAAUGGACGAUGGUGCUUUGAAUUUGGCGAGCCCGGAAGUAAGAAUCCAAACAGACAAUGAAACAUCGGACCCGAUGGAUGUUGAAAUAAAACAACUGCUUGAAACGAACUCUCUUGUCGAAGAGUGUAUGUUAUUAGCCAAUAUUUCUGUUGCUCAAAAGAUUUACGAUACAUUCCCUCAAACUGCUGUUCUUCGUCGACACGCAUCACCACCUCUUUCUAACUUUGAUUCCUUGCAAGAUAUCUUGCAAGUAUGCAAGGGAAUGCAUCUUAAAUGCGAUACAUCAAAAUCCUUGGCAAAAUCUUUGGAUGAAUGUGUGGAUCCCAACGAACCCUACUUUAAUACCUUACUGCGUAUACUGACAACCCGGUGUAUGCUAUCAGCUGAAUACUUUUGCUCUGGUACAAUAGCAGCUCCUGAAUUCCGCCACUACGGUUUGGCAACCAGUAUUUAUACACAUUUUACUUCUCCUAUUCGUCGUUACGCAGACGUUUUGGCACAUCGACAAUUGGCAGCAGCUAUUGACUACGAAGUGCUAAAUCCUUCCAUUAGUGACAAACAACGCUUAAUUGAGAUUAGCAAUGGUAUAAAUUACCGUCAUCGUAUGGCACAGAUGGCUGGCCGUGCUAGUGUUGAGUAUUAUGUUGGACAGGCGCUAAAAGGAGGAAUUGCUGAAGAAGAUGCGUAUGUAAUUAAGGUUUUUAAGAAUGGUUUUGUUGUAUUUAUUGCCAAGUUUGGUCUUGAAGGUAUUGUAUAUACAAAGAGCAUGACGAACAUGUUGGAACCCAACGUUGAGUUUUUGGAGGAUAAAUAUAUGCUGAAAGUGGAAAUUCGGGAUCCACCAAAGCCCAAGGUGGUCGAGAUUCAAAUGUUUCAAAAAGUACGAGUGCGUGUGGGUACAGUUCGUGAUGAGCAUUCAGGAAAACAAAAAGUAGAUAUUCGGUUGGUGCACUAA
Schizosaccharomyces osmophilus is the source of this 2913-nucleotide messenger RNA. RefSeq names its product exosome 3'-5' exoribonuclease subunit Dis3 (gene dis3). Lineage: Eukaryota; Fungi; Ascomycota; Schizosaccharomycetes; Schizosaccharomycetales; Schizosaccharomycetaceae. Gene Ontology annotation, cellular component: nuclear exosome (RNase complex); cytoplasmic exosome (RNase complex). Gene Ontology annotation, biological process: rRNA catabolic process. Bases 1 to 2913 code for a protein of 970 amino acids. Gene Ontology annotation, molecular function: endonuclease activity; RNA binding; 3'-5'-RNA exonuclease activity. The record is from RefSeq and is a predicted model, not a curated record. The transcript has a single exon.